AUGAGCAUGGAGAGUGAUGCCGCUAACGACAGGCACUCCGUUGGCGAAGGCAGCGGCGGCGUGAGCUUGCUCCGGCCACCGCGGAUAUUCUGCCUCACGAUGCUCUCGGUCGUAUUCUGGGCUCUGAUAUUCUACUUCAUCUCCACCAUGCAAGGCGACAUGGCGUCUCUUCUCCUCAAGCCCUCAGCCUUCUCCCUUCCGCCCUUCCGCUUUGGCCGGGACCGGUGCGUCGGCCGGUACAUCUACAUGUACGACCUGCCGCCACGGUUCAACGCCGACAUCGCCCGCGAAUGCAGCAAGUUCGCGGCAGGCGUCGACAUGUGCAAGUACACGGCGAACGACGGGUUCGGCCCCCCGCUCCCGCCCGGCGACUCCCUGCCAGAGAAGGGAGCCUACGACACCGACCAGUACGUGCUGGAGUUGAUCUACCACUCUCGGAUGAGGCGGUACGAGUGCCUCACCACCGACCCCUCCAUCGCCGCUGCAGUGUACGUGCCCUUCUACGCCGGGUUCGACGCGGCACUGAACCUGUGGAGGAGCAACCUCUCGGCCCGUGACGCCCUGCCGCGGGACAUGGUGGAGUGGCUCGUGCGGCGGCCGGAGUGGCGCGCCAUGGGGGGCCGCGACCACUUCCUGGUCGCCGGACGGGGCACAUGGGAUUUCGUCCGCGGCGAAGGCGGCGGCUGGGGCAGCGCCUUCAUGACGUACCCGGCCGUCCGCAACAUGACGGUGCUCACCAUCGAGGCUAGCCCCUGGCUCGGCAACGACUUCGGCGUGCCGUUCCCGUCACACUUCCACCCUUCUUCCGACGACGACGUGCUUCGCUGGCAGGACCGCAUGCGCCGGCAGGAGCGCAGGUGGCUCUGGGGUUUCGCCGGCGGGUCGCGCCCCGACAGCAAGAGAACGGUGCGCGCCCAGAUCAUAGAGCAGUGCGGCAAUUCGAGCAGCUGCACGAUGUUCGCCAGCACGACGGGCGUCCACAACUCGCCGGACGGGAUCAUGGGGCUGCUGGAGAGCGCCGAGUUCUGCAUCGAGCCGUGCGGCGACUCCUACACCCGCAAGUCCACCUUCGAUGCCAUCCUCGCCGGCUGCAUCCCGGUCUUCUUCCACCCGAUCUCCGCCUACACCCAGUACACGUGGUACCUGCCCAGGGACUACAGGAGCUACUCGGUGUUCAUCCCCCAGGACGAUGUGGCCAAACGGAACGCCAGCAUCGAGGAGACGCUGAGGCAAAUACCGCCGGCGAAGGUGGCGCGGAUGCGAGAGGAGGUGAUCCGGCUCAUACCGAGGGUGAUGUACAGGGACCCGGCGGCGAUGGGCGUGACAUUCAAGGACGCAUUCGAUGUCGCUGUGGACGCCGUCAUCGACAGGGUGGCGAAGCGCCGGCGCGCCGCGGCCGAGGGACGCGAGUACCAGGACAGCGUCGACGGACAGCAUAGUUGGAAGUACGAUUUGUUCGAGCCUGGUCACAAAGAUAUAGGCCCGCACGAGUUUGAUCCAUAUACUCCCUCCGUUCUAAAAUGUAAGACGUUUUGGACUUUUUCCGACCAGGUGAAAAACGUGCAAAUUUACGUUUGUACCCUCCUCAAUCUGGAUCGCGAUCGUCUUCCCGCAUCAUCGUCUUCGAUGGCGUUCGGUUCCCAGCGACUCCUCCGCCCCCAGCUGGCACCUCCGGCCCCUGCAGCAGCACCGCCCUAUGCAGCACCUCCGGCCUCGUCCAGCACCUCCGCCGGUCCUCCCCCGUCCAGCACCUCCGCCCCUGUCCAGCACCGCCGCCGCCGCCGCCGCCACCACGAUAUCCUCCAUUCAAGCUUCUCUGCGGUCGCCGUGACCGGAUCCGGGCGCCCCAUCGCACCAUCUCUCCACGCCUGCUGCCAGAACGCCGGCGCUCGGCCUUCAGUCCCGGCUCCACCCAUUCUUUCAGCACCUCCUGUGUCCGCCGGCUGCGUCGAGGAUCCCGAGCUUCGGGGUGUCGGUGAGGCCAUGCUGGAUGCGCAUCAUUGCUGUGCCGUCGUGACCGCCGACCUCGUGACCGCCCCGUCGUGA
Messenger RNA from Lolium rigidum, 2046 nucleotides. RefSeq names its product xyloglucan galactosyltransferase KATAMARI1 homolog. Gene Ontology annotation, molecular function: glycosyltransferase activity. NCBI's taxonomy places the organism in Eukaryota, Viridiplantae, Streptophyta, Magnoliopsida, Poales, Poaceae. The record is from RefSeq and is a predicted model, not a curated record. The transcript has 2 exons. Bases 1 to 2046 code for a protein of 681 amino acids.